Molecule: messenger RNA, 1370 nt
Organism: Colias croceus (clouded yellow)
Lineage: Eukaryota; Metazoa; Arthropoda; Insecta; Lepidoptera; Pieridae
Exons: 10
Coding region: 1-1350 (449 amino acids)
Source: RefSeq, a predicted model, not a curated record
AUGUCUGUCUUCAUUCGCGCAUGCGUGCUGUUCGCACUAUGUGUUAUUGGACUUCAGAUUGCUUACCCAUACAACAUACGGAACCACCCAUGUUGCUUGGAACCGAACGAGAAUCUGACACUGGCUAUGAUCAUAGACGCUUUCGAGAUAUAUGGCCACGACCCCACGGAUAAGUUGGACAAUCUCUGGUUGUACCAGAACGAGAUGAUGAGGGUCAAGACUGCGGAAGACCAGUAUCUUAUAAACGAGCGUGUUCAUAUAGCUACUGACCACUUGGGGAGAUUUAUAAAACUGCACAUACAAGAACUGAAGGUUCUAUUAAUCACGUUGGAUGAUGUGCUAGACAACAUGAUGACAAUGUAUGAGAACCACAACUCGAUAGCAGCAGAAAGAAAAGCCACGUAUACUGGCGGACCAGUCCCAACGGAGUUUUAUUUGAGCCAAGAAUAUUACUGCGGUAAAAACGUCUACAUAUUCUCCUCCGAACUGUACAGUGACAUAUACAACAUAGGCAAAGGGAUCGCACCCUAUUGCAAGGACAGGUCCUUCGUAUUUCUUGGUUUCCUGCACUAUCACGAUGAGCAAAAAUACUACCUUUUAGACGACCCGAGUAUUUCGUUCCCAACUGAUAACUAUAUGCAUGGGUUGGAGUGUCAUGUCGGAAUAUGCAUUUUUAGGUUCCCUUUCAAAAAGCUCUUGCAACGCGAGCGAGACGUCUCAACGCUACCGAAGGCGAUCGUGAAAUGCGGCCUCGUGAUGUACAAACUACCGCCACUUUCCGCCGCCGCGUGUAUCAUAGCUUCCGGCUCCUUUAUUUUGGACUUUAACAUUCAGGGGCUGCGGUAUAGGCACUAUGAUUAUUUAUUGACAAUACCGAACGGCCAAACAUAUUACACGAAAGAAGCUAACACGCCACUGGUGUGCGACCAUCACGUGUGCGAAUGGAAUUAUACCAACCAUUAUGGUGGUCCAUUCCUAAUACCAGGAGACCCUGGCACAGGAAUCGAUCCAGUUCCUCCGUACAUUGAACCUACACCGAAACCAGACGGCUUCGACGAAGAAAAUAUCACUGUACCAUACAUUCUAGAAGGUUGCCUAUUUAUGUACCCGCCAAACUACGGGUCCAUAGCUGGCAAAAGUUACUUAGAUCCUGUGGAACUUCAUGACGACAGGUUCACGUGCAAUGCUGCAGGCGGAGCUAAGGGUCUCUACUGGUACCCUCAAUGGAUGGGAGCCAUGCCGCACCACCCCUACUCGCCAAUGGUUGACGAUAAAGGCAACUUCGAGUCACCCGGCGCUUUCUACCCGCAUCAAAAUUAUGAUAUGGAAGACGCGGACACAGAUAGUUGAGAAUAAAUUAUUUUGAAUAA